AUGCUCCCCGCGAACGCACGGAUCCCCCAGAUCUGUUCUGCCUUGUGCACCUCGACCAUCUCCCCCAUCUUACACCUCCUACACCUGAUUUCCCCCUCAAUCUUUAGAAAGCCCGAUUGGAAUCCUUGGGCCAUGAGUGUCGAUACUCUAGAACCCGCUGCUGCUGCGGCUCCUGCUUCAGCGGCCGACGUUGAAGAGAGACGAUGGAAGUAUCUCAACCACAUUCGUCGAAAUCCAGGCCCUUAUACCGACCCCGAUGCUACCGGUCCCGAGUUUCUCGAGCAGUUUGACAAGUUCAAGAUUCUCGGCGCUGGUGGCCUAGGAUGUGAAAUCCUCAAGAACCUCGCAAUGUCGCGAUUCAAAAACAUUCACGUAAUAGACAUGGAUACCAUCGACAUCUCCAACCUGAACCGACAGUUCCUCUUCCGCAAGUCCGAUGUCGGAAAGUACAAGGCCGAGGUGGCCGCCGAGUUCGUACAGAAGAGGGUCAAGGGUGUGUCCAUCACGGCGCACAACAACCGCAUCCAGGACUUUGACGAGGAGUUCUACAACCAGUUCCAGCUCAUCAUCUGCGGCCUGGACAGCAUCGAGGCGCGUCGGUGGAUCAACGCCAUGCUGGUGUCCAUCGCGGAGGAGGGUAAGGACCCCGAUGCGAUAAAGCCACUCAUCGACGGCGGCACCGAGGGCUUCAAGGGCCAGGCCAGAGUCAUCAUACCAUCAAUAACCUCGUGCAUCGAGUGCCAGCUGGACAUGCACGCCCCACGUGCAGCCGUCCCGCUCUGCACCAUCGCCUCGAUCCCGCGACAGCCCGAGCACUGCAUCGAGUGGGCCCAUGUCAUUGCCUGGGAGAAGGAGAAGCCGUUCCCCAAGCUCGACAAGGAUGAUCCGGAGCACGUCACCUGGUUGUUCCAGAAGGCCCUGAUCCGCGCCCAAGAGUUUGGCAUCUCAGGCGUGACGUAUUCCCUAACGCAAGGUACCAUCAAGAACAUUAUCCCGGCCAUCGCAUCCACCAAUGCCAUCAUUGCUGCCGCCUGCUGUAACGAGGCCUUCAAGAUUGCCACCGGCUCGGCUCCAUGUUUGGGAUUCGAGUCCAACUAUAUGAUGUACUCGGGCAACGAUAGCAUCUACACUUAUACUUUUAAGCACGAGAAGAAGGAUGAUUGCCCCGUCUGCGGACGCCAAGCCCGUCCUCUCGAAGUCGACCCAAAGACUACUCUACAAGACCUUAUCGACUCGUUCGCUAUACGGCCCGAGGCCCAGCUCAAGAAGCCAUCCAUCCGCGCCGAGAGCAAGACCUUGUACAUGCAGUUCCCACCUAGCCUAGAGGAGCAGACACGUCCCAACCUAGACAAGUCACUCAAUGAACUUGGCCUUGAGGAAGGACAGGAGAUUGUAGUAACCGAUCCCGCAUUCCCCCUCGAAUUCAACUUCUUCCUCAAGUUCAAGACGAGUUCGUGA
Fusarium vanettenii 77-13-4 is the source of this 1458-nucleotide messenger RNA. RefSeq lists its product as uncharacterized. Gene Ontology annotation, biological process: protein neddylation. The record is from RefSeq and is a predicted model, not a curated record. The transcript has 4 exons. Gene Ontology annotation, cellular component: nucleus; cytoplasm. Gene Ontology annotation, molecular function: NEDD8 activating enzyme activity. The coding region runs from base 1 to 1458 and encodes 485 amino acids. NCBI's taxonomy places the organism in Eukaryota, Fungi, Ascomycota, Sordariomycetes, Hypocreales, Nectriaceae.